Molecule: messenger RNA, 906 nt
Organism: Paramacrobiotus metropolitanus
Lineage: Eukaryota; Metazoa; Tardigrada; Eutardigrada; Parachela; Macrobiotidae
Exons: 5
Coding region: 1-624 (207 amino acids)
Source: RefSeq, a predicted model, not a curated record
AUGAACUUUCAGUUUUUUUACCGAACAAGCUGCCGAAACGUCGCCGGUCUCGCGGUCUGCGUCGCCACCUCCAACCAACUCCAGGGCACGCCCAACUGGGCCGCCGGCUCGGGCGCCAUCUACUGGACCCGCGCCGUCAUCGAUUUUGACCGCCCCUCCAGCUCCCGCAUCCAACUGGUCCUGGAUGCCGCUACAUCCAGCGCGGCGCCUGGAUUGUCGUGGACCGCGUCAUUCUUGCCGGGGAGAACGGCAGCAUUCUCCCGCCACCCAUUGCCGCCACCGUGCAACAACCCCUGUCCAUCGUCUAUGCGGCCGCUACUCCUUCGACGUGGGACUGUGCCCGGGCUGGAUCUGGUGGUCGGCCAACGCAAUUUAACGUGGGCGGCUUCUACAAUCUACAUGGCCAUCGACCACGGGAUUAUGAACGAGAAUCCCGACCACAAACGCGCUCACGUCGCAGUGCCCGGCGGUGGAUCUGCACACCACCUCCCAACCCUUCACCACCGAUUCCGGCCUCACCACGGGACCGACAACACUGCGGCACCCAUUGCUUUACCGCAACCCUUUCAUGGCACGAUCAGCUGCGAUUUUGGCAAAGGCAUUAAUCCGGACAUGUGUGGUUGACAGAAUGCCGAUAAUGAGCAGCCGCAGUGGAGUCCGCCUCUUCGCAUCGGACAGACCAAAGGCAGCGCGGUGUUCCAGGUGGAGACGGGAUUAUUAAUUUUUCCACCUAACAAGUGACCGUAGCGUUGCCGGUCUCGCCGUCUACCUGGCCACCUUCAACCAGCUCCCGGCCACGCCCAUCUAUGCCGCCGGCUCGGGUGCCAUCGACUGGACCCGUGCCAUCAUUCGCAGCAGCAGUCCACCAGCAUCACCUGCGAUUUGAUAUAUUCGAGGACUUUCAGA